CCGCCCCCAGCGGGCGCUGCGCCGCGGGCGGAGCGCUUAAAAGGCGGCAGCGGCGGCCCGACCGCGUGUGUCCGACUGCCGGCGUGUUCCCCGCUCCCCCGCGGCAUGCUGGCGCUCAGCGCCGCCCGCCGCUUGCUUCGCCCGCCCGGGGACCUGCUCUUGCCGACGGGGCUCGCCUGCAUGUGGGCGGCCGGUGCCCGCGGUUGCUCGGCGGCCGGCGGCGGCUCGCAGAACCCGGUGGUGUACUUGGACGUGGGCGCCGACAACCAGCCGCUGGGACGCGUUGUGCUGGAGCUGAAAGCUGACGUGGUUCCGAAGACAGCAGAAAACUUCAGAGCUCUUUGUACUGGUGAAAAAGGAUUUGGGUAUAAAGGAUCCACUUUUCACAGAGUGAUUCCUUCUUUUAUGUGCCAGGGUGGUGACUUUACAAAUCAUAAUGGAACUGGUGGAAAAUCCAUUUAUGGCAGUAGGUUUCCAGAUGAAAAUUUCAUACUUAAGCAUGAAGGACCUGGUGUUCUUUCAAUGGCCAAUGCAGGACCCAAUACAAAUGGAUCUCAGUUCUUCAUUUGCACUGCAAAAACUGACUGGCUAGAUGGAAAACAUGUUGUUUUUGGGCACGUAAAAGAAGGAAUGGAUGUUGUGAAAAAAAUCGAGAGCUUUGGUUCCAAGAGCGGAAAGCCUUCCAAAAAGAUUGUCAUUACUGACUGUGGCCAGCUGUCCUAGCCUUUUGUCCUGCCAUUCAUGACAACUUCAAUGCUGUGAAAAAUGAAUCAUAAAAAAACCCCAAAAGUUUCUGAUCCCAUGAGUAGCACCUGUGGAACUAUUUUCUAUUUAACUUGGUCCAACUUUUAUACUUACUUUGAAUGAUAUUGAUUAAAGGCAUAAAACAAUAACUGAAGCAUGUUUUAACUGAGCUACCUUCGUAGUCACACUGUCACACAGGUUUGGUAGAGUCCCGUUGUGUUUAGAAAGAAGUAGUACGGACACCCAGCGCGUGUCUGACUGCACUGUUGAUACUGUUCCUACUAUUUGGAUGUUUCAGGUGUUAGAACUGAUGGUGGAGUUGACAAGUAAGUUGUUCUAUAGUUGGGAGUUAGUUAUAAAUUGAGAAAUACCAUGUUUCUUUGGUGCUAACAAAUGCCUAUUCUGUUGUCUCAUCAUUUUGAAAAAAUGCUACUAACUGCUGCUCUCAAUGCUGUCUGCAACAAUACUGUCAAACAAUUUCCUUCUGUGUCUCCAUUUAAGUCUAUCCAAUAGAACUAAUGUGUGGUUAUGGUUUUUUUUAAUUAAAUUAAUUCUGUUUUAAUCAUUUUGGGUAGUCUCAGACCACUGUUUAAAACUGAACUCUACCACACCUGCUUCAAUGUUGUAAUUUGACUUUUGGGAUAAGGAAAUUGCUGUAGGUUGAGUGAUGCUACUGCUAGAGCUCUGCCUGGGCAAUAGGAACACCAAUUAGAACAAAGAUCAUGGGACUCUUUUACUAUGCAACUGUGAACUUACUUGAAGUGCAGUUCUGCUCUGAGAGCUGGUUCUGUGAGAAAUACAGCACAGUUCUGAAUAGAUAACAUAUUUUUGCACUUUGAGAAUAUAAUCAGAGUAUAGUGAGUUUGCUUGAGUGAGAAACCAUUGCUUGUUGGUCCUGUGAAGUCAGCCCACUUUGGGUAUUACUUGGAUUAUGAUUUCUUCUCGUGCAUCAUCAACAGUAGUCAAAAUUGGUCACUACAGAAUCACAAGGCCUAAUUGAUGGAGCAAAAUCAUUAUUGCUGUGGUUGAUGCACAAGGAAAGAAUUCACCUGAUCAGAUAAACAUGUUUCAUUUGUAUAAACUGGUAUGUUUUAUGUGGCGUGCUUGAGCAAUAACAGAAGUUGGAACCUCACAACAUCAUUUUUUGAAUCACUAGGGCUAUGAAGUAUUCAUGCUUUUGGGGAAAAAAACCACUUGACUGAUUUUGUGCAAUAAUCUCAUCACUGAAAUCUCUUUACUCUCUUCAAAUGUGAAUUAUUUGCUUCCAUUGCAUUCUGAUAAUUUUUGCACUGAAUUUUUUCUACUGAGCUGCAGUCUUGUGUGUGUGUACAAGGUAGUAUUCAGAGUGUAAUUUUGCAUAUAAUGGAAUUGAAAAGCUUUCCACUACAGCCACUUCAUUUUUGUAGUAUUUUUGAAAUAUUAAUUUGCGCUCCUUUGGCUUGUUUCAGUUUGAUACAAUAAUGAGGGAUUUUUGUGUUCUUGUAAUUUGUAUAUGAAAGAUAAUUAAAUACAGUUCUGCCACAAAAAAAAAAAA
Molecule: messenger RNA, 2278 nt
Organism: Columba livia (rock pigeon)
Lineage: Eukaryota; Metazoa; Chordata; Aves; Columbiformes; Columbidae
Gene: PPIF
Product: peptidylprolyl isomerase F
Exons: 6
Coding region: 106-723 (205 amino acids)
Biological process (GO): regulation of mitochondrial membrane permeability involved in programmed necrotic cell death; protein peptidyl-prolyl isomerization; cellular response to hydrogen peroxide
Cellular component (GO): mitochondrion
Molecular function (GO): peptidyl-prolyl cis-trans isomerase activity
Source: RefSeq, a predicted model, not a curated record